AAACCCUUCUUCAACCUCAACCUCAAUUGACAAAUAGUUAGAAGUUGAGUUUGGAAUACAUUGUUCGGCACAGCCUCUCUCGACGGUGGUCGUAAUCCUAAAAUAUCCUAAAACAUGGCUGACGUAGUUCAAUACAAGUUGGAGCGCAUGGUCGACGAAUUCGAAGAUCUUGAGCAACGCGGCCUAUUCACCCGCCGUGAAAUCGCCGAAAUCGUGAAACAGAGGCGAAAAUUCGAGUACAGGUUAAAGAGACCAUCUCCUCUGAAACAAGACUUCUUAACCUACAUAGAGUACGAGACACAGCUCGACACUCUACGCAUGCUCCGUAAGAAGUCGGUGGCGCGUGAGUUGAUGAAACAAGGGAACAAGAAUUUGAAGAAAUCGAAGUCCGACGUGGCUGGAUUGAUUAGGAUUAUUGAUAUUUAUGAACUCGCUUUGAAGCGUUUUAAAGGUGAUAUUGACCUAUGGUUUCGUUACCUUGAGUUUUGUAGGCAAAGAAAAAAUGGAAGGAUGAAGAAGACACUUGCUAAACUUGUUAGGUUUCACCCAAAGGUUCCAGGAGUUUGGAUUUAUGCUGCAGCUUGGGAAUUUGAUCAUAACUUGAAUGUUGUGGCUGCUCGUGCUUUAAUGCAGGAAGGUCUUAGAGUUUGCCCAACGUCAGAAGACCUUUGGGUGGAGUAUCUUCGGAUGGAACUCACAUACCUUAAUAAGUUAAAGGCCAGGAAGGUUGCCUUGGGUGAGGAUGAGGGAACUCUGACUCGGGAUCCUAGAACUGCCGAUGAAAAACAAUGGAAAGAUGAAAACAAAGAGUUAUUUAUGACCCUUGAUGAAAAAGAGGAUAAAGAUGUAGCAAACAAUGAAGCUAACAUUGGACUAGAUGAGUCAAAGAAGAACCAAGAGUUAUUUGCUGAGCAUGGUAUGAACAUUUUUCGAACAGUCUACGGUGGAGCGAUUGAAGCUGUCCCUUCGAGUCUCAAUCUUAGGAAGAGAUUUUUUGAAAUAUUGGAGGGAACAGACUUAUCGCAUUAUGAAGAUAUGUGCGAGGAGAUUCUGAACGACAUGAAGAGGGAUUUUUCAACCGAACCAGAAUUCUGGGACUGGCUUGCAAGGCAUGAAUGCAAUCUUGAAAUUGGCCGCGAGAGUAGCCAAGAAAUUAUGGUUCCUCAGGUGCAAAAGGCAAUUCAGGUUUAUGAGGAGGCUUUGAAAAGUGUGCCCUCAGGAACUAUGUUUAGUUUGUAUGCAAAUUUUCUAAUGGGUAUUAUAGCUCCUAUAGAAGACAAAACCAAUAUAACUGGGCCAUCGGGUCAUGCUAUAAACUAUAUAUCACAUCUCCUGUCAGUAUAUGAAAAGGCUGAAAGCAUGGGAAUCAUUACUGAUGAUCAUGCUUGCAAGCAUGUGUCCUUGCAUUUGCAAUUGAGACAAUUGGAUGAAGCCAGGAAACUGGUAGCAAAGCUUUGCAGCGGAAAACUUGCAGAGUCGGUGCAGUUAUGGGAAUUAAGAAUUACUAUAGAAAUUAAAUGCAUCACGAAAAAUUCUUUGUCACCUAGUGAUACUGAUUUGUUAUCCCUGUUUGAACUCCUUAGACAAAUUUUGACCAAAAUUCCUGUUUCAGAAUCAGAGAACUUGUGGCUAAAGGCCCUUAAAUUCUAUGCUAGUCACAGACAGUACUUUGAUAAACUGGUAGAGAUCUCCAUUGUUUCCUUGGCCAGAGAUGGUGGCAGUGAAAAUGGAUUUUCCCUUUCUUCUGCCGUUGUAAGUUUUAUACUUCAAAAAGAUGGAAUUCACAAGGCCAGAGAUAUCUAUAAACGAUUUCUAGCUUUACCACAUCCCGGCCUUGCAUCAUAUAGGAACUGCAUUGAGCUGGAAACAAACCUUGCAUCAACAGGAGAUAAAAAUAGUCUCAUAAAUGCCAGGAAAUUAUACGAAGCUGCACUUGCAACUUAUGAGCAAAAUGUUGGCUUGUGGCAAGAUUACUAUCGCUUGGAGACCAAGAUGGGAACAUCAGAAAAAGCUACUGCUGUGUAUUGCCGUGCUAAGAGAACACUUGAAGAUGCUACUGAAUUUAUUGCUUCUCCAGAUUUGUGAUACUUUGUAAAUUUAGAUCAUGUUCUAUCAGUUCAAUUUUGACCACAUUAAUGUAUCCUAUAUAUUCUUAUAAACUGGAGCUUAGUGCAUUAAGAAUUUUUUGAAUUUGAUCAUGUCAUGUUGCCUUUGGCAUCAUCAGUUGCCGGAGGAAAAAAGUUGUUAAAGUGGAUAGUUUAAGGAGAACAGAAAAUGUUAAGUUAAUGAAUUUAAAAGAUAAAUGAAACAAUUCAUUUUGUUA
Molecule: messenger RNA, 2323 nt
Organism: Cicer arietinum (chickpea)
Lineage: Eukaryota; Viridiplantae; Streptophyta; Magnoliopsida; Fabales; Fabaceae
Biological process (GO): maturation of SSU-rRNA from tricistronic rRNA transcript (SSU-rRNA, 5.8S rRNA, LSU-rRNA)
Cellular component (GO): Pwp2p-containing subcomplex of 90S preribosome; small-subunit processome
Molecular function (GO): snoRNA binding; protein binding
Source: RefSeq, a predicted model, not a curated record